GCGUGUCGGCGUUGGCGUCAUCAUCCUCAUUCUCUUCUGUUCUUGAGUUCAGUGGAGGUGGACGUGUUGUGUCUAUUUGAACAUUUUUGACUGAAUUUGUAUAUAAACACUAGUAAAUAUGGCAAAUAAUCAAGAUUGUCCCAUGGAAAACGGUGAAGACUUCUCACAAGACGUAACCGGUGACCAAAAUUUCAGCCAAAACCAAGGGGAUCAAGUAAAUGGGCAAAACGGCUCAGGAGACGCUCCCCCAGCAGAUAGUGGUAGUGCAGACGCCCCAGGUCGAGAUGAUGAUAGAAAAUUGUUUGUUGGUGGACUGAGUUGGGAAACAACUGACAAGGAACUACGUGAUCAUUUCGGACAAUACGGUGAGAUCGAAAGUAUAAAUGUAAAAACGGACCCGAAUACUGGAAGAUCAAGAGGAUUUGCUUUUAUCGUCUUCAACAACGCGGAAGCCAUUGACAAGGUUGUCGCUGCCGGUGAACACGUUAUCAACAACAAAAAAGUCGAUCCCAAAAAGGCGAAAGCGCGACAUGGAAAAAUAUUCGUUGGUGGACUUACCAAUGAACUUUCUGAUGAUGACAUCAAGAAUUAUUUUGGCCAAUACGGCACUAUCAUCGAAGUUGAGAUGCCUUUUGACAAAACUAAAAAUCAAAGGAAAGGAUUCUGUUUUAUUACAUUUGAGUCAGAGCAGGUGGUUAACGAAUUACUGAAGACCCCUAAACAGACCAUCAAAGAUAAAGAGGUUGAUGUUAAGAAAGCCACUCCUAAACCCGACGCCAUGGGCGGGAUGCGCGGCGGCAGAAUGAUGAGCAGCCGAGGCGGAACCAGAGGCCGAGGGCGAGGUGGAUAUGGAGGCCAGAACUGGAAUCAAGGCUAUGGAGCGUACGGCGGAUACGGCCAAGGAUAUGGGGGCGGUUACGAUGGAUACGGGGGUGGGUAUGACUAUUACGGCGGCGGUUAUGGAGGCUAUGGUGGCUACGAUUACUCCAAUUAUGGCAACUAUGACUAUGGAUAUGGUAACUAUGACGGAGGAUAUGGUGGUGGUCGCAGUGGUGCGCGCGGAAAAGGUGGCUCGGGUUAUCAGGGAGGUAAACAGCGUGGUGGUGGCGGUGGCGGCCGAAACCAAAGGCAUCAACCUUACUAAUUAUAUUUGUAAAAAAAGUCUUAUUAGGUAUGUGAGUCUGACUGAAAAGCCGUUUGAUUGUCUGUCACCUUUUACAAUGUUUCUCAUUUUUUUCUUUUUUACAUGAAUUUAUUGCAAUCAUUCCAUCGCGGUUUUGGAAAAAUGAAGAUGUACAAAGGUUUUUUUCUGCAUGAAUAACAUUUUUAUUUUGUUUAACAAAAAUCGUAAAAAUUGUCAUCACAUCAAAACAAUAAGCAGAGAUAUACCUUCCUGUAUUAAUUAUGUUUUUAUUUAGUAGUAAUGUAAUUGUAGAAUAAGUUUAUGUAAUUGUGUAGAGGGCAUUAUGUACUUCCUCUACUGUAUGACAAUUUAAUAAUAAAUACUUUGUGUAAAUAA
This is a messenger RNA of Zophobas morio, 1519 nucleotides long. It is a transcript of the gene sqd, whose product is annotated as squid. The coding region runs from base 119 to 1144 and encodes 341 amino acids. Gene Ontology annotation, cellular component: nucleoplasm; chromatin. The record is from RefSeq and is a predicted model, not a curated record. Gene Ontology annotation, biological process: regulation of gene expression. Lineage: Eukaryota; Metazoa; Arthropoda; Insecta; Coleoptera; Tenebrionidae. Gene Ontology annotation, molecular function: RNA binding. The transcript is spliced from 7 exons.